Messenger RNA from Dendronephthya gigantea, 1942 nucleotides. RefSeq names its product follistatin-related protein 5-like. The record is from RefSeq and is a predicted model, not a curated record. The transcript is spliced from 4 exons. Gene Ontology annotation, molecular function: protein binding. The coding region runs from base 516 to 1826 and encodes 436 amino acids. Lineage: Eukaryota; Metazoa; Cnidaria; Anthozoa; Malacalcyonacea; Nephtheidae.
CCUUGUCAGGGCGGCUGUCUUUAAUUUUGGGUUUAAUUUAUUGUUCAAAUGGUCUAUUGACUCUUAAAAAAUGCUUCUUACAUUGUUAUUAUUGUUUAAACGCAUUUGAGAAACUUGAAAGUACCCCAAAAAUGGCGGAUAUUCGUCAUCGUGAGAAAGGCUAACUAACGUAGCAUUUAUUUAAGACUCGAUUUCUAUUAUAAAAUUUCUGCACGGACACGAGGCACGGCACUGACAUGAGGAUAUACGAAGUGAACAUUACGACUGAUAUUUAUGCUAACCUGCAUUUGUUUGAUGUGAUUUAACAAUUAACACAGGAAAUUGGUAUAAGACAGAUAUAGAAUUAUGCUAGAUCGAAUUGUGUUUGCGCACAAUAUUAUUUGUAGCAAAUAAGUAACUACUCUGUUAGACCAUUAUAGACUAUUGGAUAUACGUGCCCCCAGCGUGUUUGACUUGAAUUGUUUACUGAUCUUCGUUGGACGCAACAUAAGAAAACUAUUAUUCUAUAGAUCGUUAUGACACUGCGGGUUUUGCUUCUAAUUCUGGUUAUUUUCGGCUGCCUCCUGGGUCAUUCUGCCUCGGCGGAAUUCGAAACAGGCUAUUUCUAUGUUCUUGGGAGUGAUGGUAUUUACGUGAUAGAUCCAGUAGAAAAAAGUGUUGUUACUAAAAUAACCGACACAACAGCACCUGGGUUGUGUAUCGAUACCCGUAGCUCAGCAAGGCAAACGUGUGAGUUUACUCAGGCUUGCGUUGUUAACGACACACUUUUUGUCGGAGACAAAGUUGCAGAUGCUGUGCACGUGAUUGAUGUUAGAACACGAAGAAAAAUUCAAACUCUCUCGGACGCUUAUCCAACGGCUUUGCACUUCUUGCCGUGGCGCAAGGAAGUCUGGGUAAAUUCGUAUCACUAUGGUUACACGUUUGACGUGAUUGAAACUGAAGAUCUUACCAGGACACGCGUUGGACAAACUUCCCCUCAACCAGUCAUGAUUAGGGGGAGAAUGCUGCUUGCUGACAAAGAUAUGCUGGAAGGAAAAACGGCCUUCGUCACAGCUUAUGGUUAUCCCGGCGUCAUCCACGAAUUGAACUUAGAAACGAAGAACUACACAGCUUCUCAUAACCUAAUAAAGUACGGCUGCUCUAGAACAGACGGCAUUGCAUAUAGUUCUUACAACAAACACUUGUACGUGCAGUGUCAUCAAAACAGUGCUACCGAAACGAAUUUUACACUCGAACUGGGCCCAGUCAAUAAUAUCACAAUUGCCAAUGCAAAAAAGUGGAAUUUUCCUGGUAUUCCAUUUGUCUCGCCUAACGGUCGGUUUGUUGUAUUUAUUCAUAACGACAAGCUCUACAAACUGCCGGAGCCGGUGCAUCGAAUAAAUAUUUUAGCUCCAAAUGGAACAGGAUUUCAAGCCAGUCAUUACCCGGAACUUAUAUUCCGCGAUCCUGUAUCUAGCCCGGUUUUUUACCCCAAGGGUAAUACCUCGGAUAGCUACUAUGUAUUCUUUACCAUUGGAAACAAAAUAGCGAUCGUUGACUUGGACUUGGCGAAAAAUGGCAACAUCGCCGAUGUGAAAUAUAUCGAAGACGUCGCCUCCUCCCAAUCUCCGUUGUUUCUCGUCGAUAAAUGGAUCGUCUCUCCCGGAGCCAGAGAAAAGACGGUGGUGAUUAUAAAUGCUGAGACCCAAAAGAUCUACGCGAAGAUUAGCGGAGUGAACAGAGGGCAUUUUGUAGUCUGGGUCCCAGGGCCCACCUCAAGUCGCACUUCAGGCAUAGGUUACCCGAGUUAUUUGAUUUUUCUAAUCGUUUUGUAUGUCUUUAUGUGAAACAGCUUUGAAAUUUUAGAAUGUAGAAUGAAGGGUAACUAAUCUUGAGUUAUUAUAAAAUUAUAGUCAUAAUUUCUUCGUGUCAAAUUCGUAGUCUAGAAGCGUUGAUUCAUAGG